Cydia splendana is the source of this 984-nucleotide messenger RNA. Its product is annotated as procathepsin L-like. Gene Ontology annotation, molecular function: cysteine-type endopeptidase activity; cysteine-type endopeptidase activator activity involved in apoptotic process. The record is from RefSeq and is a predicted model, not a curated record. The transcript is spliced from 6 exons. Gene Ontology annotation, cellular component: lysosome. Lineage: Eukaryota; Metazoa; Arthropoda; Insecta; Lepidoptera; Tortricidae. Gene Ontology annotation, biological process: positive regulation of apoptotic signaling pathway; immune response; positive regulation of peptidase activity. The coding region runs from base 1 to 984 and encodes 327 amino acids.
AUGACGGCUGUGGCUCGUCGUCACCAUUUUACCUUCGAAGACAUUGUCCAUGAGGAGUGGGAAGAUUUCAAGUUGCAGUACGACAAGCACUACACGUCCAAAUCGGAAGACCGUCACCGCAUGGGCGUUUACGCCCUGAACAAAUACAAGAUAGCAAAGCACAAUGAAAUGUACGAAAAAGGGAUGCGCUCAUACAAACUAAAAAUGAACAAGUAUUGCGACAUGAUGGGGCCCGAAUUCAACAAGAAAAUGAAAGGUUUCAUUUACCGAGUCGCUCGUGAUGCUGCGAAUCACACAAAGCCCUUCAGGACACCUAUGUUGGCAGACUACCCCGCGACGGUAGACUGGCGUCAGCGGGGCGUGGUUACGGAUGUCAAGGACCAGAAGCAGUGCGGCUCCUGUUGGGCCUUCAGUGCUACCGGCGCUCUCGAAGGCCAAACAGCCAUCAAAACCAAACGACUGGUGUCCUUAUCGGAGCAAAACUUGAUCGACUGUUGUACGAACAAGUACGGCAACAACGGUUGCAACGGCGGCUGGAUGAACAGCGCCUUCCAGUACAUCAAGGACAACGGCGGGAUCAGUGGGGACGCGUCCUACCCCUACCAGGCCGAUCAACAACAGUGCAGAUACAACUCUAGAAACGCCGCCGCCACUUGCACCGGUUACGUGUCCAUACCGCAAGGAGACGAAGGGAAGUUGAUGGACGCAGUGGCAACGAUAGGGCCUAUAGCCGUCGCCAUCGAUGCACCCAACACGUUCCAACAGUACGCGGAGGGGGUGUAUUAUGAACAAACUUGUAGGACUAACAGUCCUGACCAUGCCGUUCUAGUUGUCGGUUACGGCACUGACCCACGCGGAGGAGACUACUGGCUGGUCAAGAACUCGUGGGGCAAGUCGUGGGGACUCGACGGAUACAUCAAGAUGGCGCGGAACCGCGGAAACCACUGCGGCAUCGCUAGCGUGGCCUCUUACCCGACGGUUUAA